Messenger RNA from Cheilinus undulatus (humphead wrasse), 1116 nucleotides. Its product is annotated as gap junction gamma-1 protein. The record is from RefSeq and is a predicted model, not a curated record. Gene Ontology annotation, biological process: cell communication. Bases 7 to 1116 code for a protein of 369 amino acids. Gene Ontology annotation, cellular component: connexin complex. The transcript has a single exon. NCBI's taxonomy places the organism in Eukaryota, Metazoa, Chordata, Actinopteri, Labriformes, Labridae.
UAAGCGAUGGGUGAUUGGUCCAUUCUUGGUCGCUUCCUGUCUGAGGUCCAGAACCACUCCACAGUGAUCGGGAAGAUCUGGCUCACCAUGCUGCUUAUCUUCCGUAUCCUACUGGUGGCACUGGUGGGUGAUGCCGUGUACAGCGACGAGCAGUCCAAGUUUACUUGUAACACCCAGCAGCCUGGCUGUAACAAUGUGUGCUAUGACACCUUCGCACCAGUGUCUCACCUGAGGUUCUGGGUGUUCCAGAUUGUGCUGGUGUCCACACCGUCCAUCUUCUACAUAGUCUUUGUCCUCCAUAAGAUUGCCAAAGAUGAGAAGCUGGGUGGGCAAAGACCUCAGGUGUUAUCUAAGAGAUCGUCCAGAAAAAGGCGAGGGGGGCACACAGAGAAGGAGGGGGCAGAGUCUCUGAGGGUGGGUGUGCCUACUUACUGCCCUCAGUACAAGGAGGAGUGGGAAGCCCAUCGCAGAGAUGGGGAGGAGGAGAGUUACUUGGGGGAGGAUUUUGGUGAGGUGGGGGAGGACCCAACUCGACAGUCCAAUCAGAUCCUGCUCAUCUACAUCCUGCAUGUGCUGCUGCGCUCCAUCAUGGAGAUCACCUUCCUGAUUGGUCAGUACUUCCUGUUUGGGUUUGAGGUGCCUCACCUGUAUAGGUGUGAGACGUACCCCUGCCCCACACGGACAGACUGUUUUGUGUCCAGGGCCACAGAGAAGACCAUCUUCCUAAACUUUAUGUUCAGCAUCAGCCUGGGCUGCUUCGUGCUUAACAUGGCCGAGUUGCACUACCUGGGCUGGGUCUACAUCUUCAGGAUCCUGUGCUCAGCCUGCUCCACCUGCUGCAGUCAGGACAGAGACACCAUCCACCUGUACGCACACCACAACCCCCUCCUUCUGCAGCUACGACAUUCCCUGAAGGGACAGCUUGUCCUGCAGACUCCUGCCGCCAUGGUCCCCGAGAAGACCGGCGGCCUUCUUGCACAUGGCCCCGCCAUCUCUUUUGAGACCGACUCGACCGUUGAAUGCACGUCCAAGAGGAGUCCGGAGAACAGAGACAAGGUCAAGGUGAAGCUGGCCAACAUGGCCCGCAUGGGGCGGACCAAGAAAUCCUGGCUUUGA